AUGGGGCGGCCACCGAGAGGGAGGGGGGAUGGGGCGCCGGGUGGCGAGCCUGGAGGGCGCGGGGGCGGCGGCAUGCCCGGGCACGCGGAGGUCGACUGCGAUUUGUGGGAGGAUCGAUGCGCACCCAGCGUGAAGUACUCAUUCUCCCAGCAGCAGACUAAGGGCCAGGACGUCGUCUUCGUGCAGGAGGGCCUGACGCGCCGCGAGGACGGCCCGACAUGGUCAGUCUACUGCGCAUGCGACGGGCACGCGGGCGUCGCCGCAGCGCGAUUCGUGCGGGACCGCCUGUGGGAGGCGCUGGGGCCGCUGCUGCCUACGCGGCGCAUGCCGCUGUACAAGACUGACGGUGAGCUGGUCCGCCCGGGGCAAGGGAACAGCGCCAUCGGCACGCAGACCCAUAGUACCAGAAGCCCCUGUGGCAUCAGGAGCACCAGUUGUACCAGGAGCUCUAAGCGACGCCAGUUGUACCGGGAGCACUUGUUGCUUCAGUUGUGCCAGUAG
This is a messenger RNA of Ostreobium quekettii, 501 nucleotides long. NCBI's taxonomy places the organism in Eukaryota, Viridiplantae, Chlorophyta, Ulvophyceae, Bryopsidales, Ostreobiaceae. The record is from the annotation of a GenBank genome assembly.